Messenger RNA from Amaranthus tricolor (Joseph's coat), 2057 nucleotides. RefSeq lists its product as uncharacterized. The coding region runs from base 153 to 833 and encodes 226 amino acids. Gene Ontology annotation, cellular component: endoplasmic reticulum membrane; endoplasmic reticulum. The record is from RefSeq and is a predicted model, not a curated record. Gene Ontology annotation, biological process: intracellular protein transport; endoplasmic reticulum to Golgi vesicle-mediated transport. The transcript is spliced from 3 exons. NCBI's taxonomy places the organism in Eukaryota, Viridiplantae, Streptophyta, Magnoliopsida, Caryophyllales, Amaranthaceae.
AAUUCCAAACAUGAUGACCCAGGAAUAGACCAACAUUCCUUACAUUUCUCUUCUCCUUUCCUCUUAAUUUUCAAGUCUUCUUCCCAUUUCUCCUUCUCCUUAGCCCUUUUCUCUUCUUCAACAUCACCCAGAUAUCAACAAUAACAAAAAGGAUGAUUCCCCUUUUAUACACAAUGAUCUUUGUAGAAUCCACCAUGAUAAUGCUCCUAUUAUUCAAAUCUCCUUUGAGAAAGCUUGUCAUUGCAAUUCUUGACAAAAUCAAAAGAGGUCGUGGCCCUAUUGUGGUCAAAACUGUUUCUGCUACAAUUUCUGUUGUGUUUCUUUCAACCCUUUACAGCAUUCUUAAGAUCCAAAGGCGUGGAAUUGGUGAAGAUGGUGCCCCUGAUACUCUAAGUCCCACUGAUCAAAUCCUCUUUUCUAAGCACCUUCUUGAAGCCUCUCUUAUGGGAUUCAUCCUCUUUCUUGCGCUAAUGAUUGAUCGCCUGCAUCACUACAUCAGAGAGCUUCGUUUAAGAAGGAAGACCAUGGAGGCUGUGAAGAAGAAUGAUACAAGAUGUGCGGGCCCUGAGGAAAUCAAAGCUAGGGAGCAGCAAGUUGAAACAUUCAAGGAGAUGAUUAGGCAGCUGGAAACAGAACUAGAGGGCAAGGUUAAGGAAGCAAGUACAUCGGAAGCUACUGUUGAGGCUCUUAGAAAGCAGUCCGAGGGGCUGCUUCUUGAAUAUGAUCGUUUGUUAGCGGAAAACCAAGAGCUUCGGAAUCAAUUGCAGACUUUGGACCUGAAAUUGUCGUAUUCUGGCAUGAAGAAAGAUUCGUCUAUCUUUCUCCAUAUUUGAAAAUGAUCAGAAGCGAAGUUAGGUCGCAAAAGAAAGAUAAUUACCAAUGAUGCGAAUAGAAAGAGCGAGAGGAAAAAUAACAUUUUCGAUCCGAUACCAAAAGAGCCAGAGAUGGAACUCCAAGCCAAACUAGCCAUGCUUGGGAUAGCAAUGAAGAGGAAGAACACAGGACGGAGCAUAGCAGGAAGGCGAUCACCACCCGAGAAUCUUUGGUAAAGGGUGACGAAAAGCACCAAGUAGUGAACCAUUCCUAAGGAGAACAUGCAUACUGCUGUCUCCUUCCACCCAAUCUGUGCCGAGGCCCUUGCUCCUACUAGAUUCCCUAGGACUGAUAUCUGGCUUGUCGGGUUUGCUACCAUCGAGAGGAACCUCUUCUCGGUGGUGAACCAUUGCCCGUAUAUCUUGACAUCGAAGGCUAUGAUGGGAAUGGUAAAUGCCCACCAAAGUAUUAGAUAAGGGGUAGUCGUCUUUGGAACGAUGAAGAUUAUAGGGGUCGAUUGGAGUAGCAAUAGCCAAGAGGUCCAAGGUGCGAAAAGGUAAUUCACUCCUACAUGGUGUAAGAGCUCAGCUUUCACUAAGCGGAAGUGAAAGAAGCAUCGAAGAAUGUAGAAGACGGAGAGUGAUGCUAAGAUCAACAAAGACAUACACCAAAAGACGAGGGGAGUCGUUGAAGGGAGGAUGUUGAGGACAUUUAGGAGAACCGAUGCAUUUUCGCUUAUAAUUUUGUUAGUAAUAUGAUUGGUGCUACAAGUUUGGCAAAUCAUUUUCCAUAGUAGUGCUUGGCUUCCAAAUGACAGACCGAUUCUGAAAUAACCUGCAUGGAGUCGGGCUAGAAUCGAUAACAACCAUGUGAAUGACUGCUUAUGAUUUACUCUUGAAGAUCUUGGAAGGGUGUUGUUGGUGGUUGUGUCUAUAACUAGCUGGAUUGAGGGUGGUGUUUGUAGUUCUCUACAAGGCAUUUUUUUUCCUUAGGAUGGAGGUGAAUUGAAAGUUGAUGCUUUAUUCUAUUAGAGAAUAUGGAUGGUAUAUAUAAGCUACAAGAGCUAAGAUGACGAAAUGACAACAAAAACAUGACAUACGCUAAUGUGUACUGGAUGGUAUAUAUACGCUAAUGCUUUUUUUUCCAAACAUGUCUUAUACGGGGUUUGAGGAAGUUAGAUGUAUGCAACAUUAGUUGUUUCUUAUUGAAGCAACUUCACAUAUGACACUACAAGUGAUUAAUGA